AUGACUACCGACUCUAUAUUGGAUAUUAUGAAAAAUCUCAGCAUUAGCGAUGCGCUGAGCAUGAAAAACAGCUACCCACAAAAUAGUCUUCUGAGGGCAUGUUAUGAUGAACGUAUCAGUCCGGUGUCAUAUCUUCAAGAUACAUUUGACUAUGUAAUAACACUGAUGGCGGCUAUGUUCGAUACUGGAUGCAUCUUAAGUGGCUCUAGGGCUCUGGAAUUCUUUAUACCUGGGUCUAUUUGCCCUGAUUCUGAUUGGGAUUUUUAUGUCCCAGCGUAUAAGGAGUCAGUCGUCGAUAUGGUCAAUGCUCUCCAGAUCUGCGGAGUGGAGUGGAAUACUGAUGCAAAGACUAUUGCUUCAGAUUUAUUUCAUUACGGAAAAGCCGCUAUCAGCCGGCAAAUGUUGGAGAAUUUGGAUACAUGGGUGACCAAUUUAAGCAGGAAGUCUGCUUCUCUUAUCUUGGGAAAGAGAAUUUACGACAUUGUCAAUGCAUACCGCCAGAUACGAGAAGAAACGCCCAGCGAUAUUAAAGGAUUCGAACUAAGGUUAGACCCGAAUAAUCGUAUCUGCUUCAUUUCAAUUUCGGAUGGAUGGGCCCGCGAAAACGAAGAAAUUCCUUAUAACGAUGCUCUUGGCAGAUCUUUUAGCAUUCUCCAUGGCAAAAUCGAGACCAAAAGAGGCCACCAAAGAGUGCAGCUAAUCAUUGGAUCUUAUUACAAUGGAAUUAAGAGUUGCAUGGCUUUCGUUAAAGAUUUCUAUGCCAGCCACGUCCAGUGCUUUAUCGGGGGCUGGUGCGCAAGCCAUCUUUACUAUAAAGAAGCCAGAUCAAAAAAAGCAAAAAUAUGGAGAGACGUUUCUGCAAAAAAUAAUCUCAAGAUUAUUAGCGCUAUAGAGAAGUACAAAAGGAGGGGAUUCGAAUUCGCAGACGCUGAAUGUUCUGGUGUUAAAAUCCGAGCUUUAAAUGACGAUGAUGCUCUCUUGAUCGAAUAUGGCAAGAUGUAUCGCGAAUUUAUAUCCGAAUAUCGCUAUCCAAUGUUGAAUGAUAUGUUGAACGAAAGGCGAGAAAAUAUUUCUGGCAUCUCGUGGACUGAGUUUAACGGCCGUAUUGUCAGCUUUCAGAGUGUCCUGGAAAGUUAUUUUCGCACCAAAAAGAUCACUUUUGCGGGCUCAGAGCUGCCAAUGUCGAGUCGUCGUCGCCUCGGCAAUAUUAUUGCAGCCCGUGUAAAAAACCCUGACAAGCUUAGAUCUACAGAAUAUUGCAGCUCAGUGAAAGAGAGGGAGCGUAUGAAUGAGCUGAUGGAAGGGUGGGCAAUGCACGUUGUGGCAACAUCUGGCACGACUAGGUGCUACUUGCAAGAUGCAACGUUGUGGGCGUGGACACUAUAG
Messenger RNA from Trichoderma asperellum CBS 433.97, 1386 nucleotides. Lineage: Eukaryota; Fungi; Ascomycota; Sordariomycetes; Hypocreales; Hypocreaceae. The record is from RefSeq and is a predicted model, not a curated record.